GUAAGUUAAUAACAACAAAGAAUUUGGCAAUUUUCUUAUAUUAUUCGGUAAAGCUGUUUGAAACAAAUACGUCCUUUGUCGUUUCAUUCGCAUUGACCAAGACACAUACAUAUGGGCAGUAGCGUCAUCUUACAGCUGGCGCGAAAGUACGGUGCAGUGAUAUUCUUUCCAACUGUUGCAGUCGGCUCCAUCUACGCAGACUGGUCCCAUACACGCGCUUGGAAACGCCAACAACUGCUAGCAGCACAGAGCGCGGCGCUGAAGAGUCAAAGCUAAAUCAAAUAUAACACAAA
Drosophila novamexicana is the source of this 293-nucleotide messenger RNA. RefSeq lists its product as uncharacterized. The transcript has 2 exons. Bases 112 to 276 code for a protein of 54 amino acids. Lineage: Eukaryota; Metazoa; Arthropoda; Insecta; Diptera; Drosophilidae. The record is from RefSeq and is a predicted model, not a curated record.